Molecule: messenger RNA, 5781 nt
Organism: Dromaius novaehollandiae (emu)
Lineage: Eukaryota; Metazoa; Chordata; Aves; Casuariiformes; Dromaiidae
Gene: RHBDD1
Product: rhomboid domain containing 1
Exons: 7
Coding region: 206-1150 (314 amino acids)
Biological process (GO): negative regulation of apoptotic process; cellular response to unfolded protein
Cellular component (GO): membrane; endoplasmic reticulum
Molecular function (GO): serine-type endopeptidase activity
Source: RefSeq, a predicted model, not a curated record
CGGGACGGGCCGCUCCGGAGCCCGCUUCCCUUGCCGUUGAGUGGCGGUUGGGUCACGUGCCGCGGCGCUAGGGCUGGGGCUGGGGCCGUCGCUGCUGCUGCGCGCGCGCGCCGGACAACAAUUUCCAAAACUUAUAUGGUUUUGAAUUCAAAGAAAAGACUAAAAAUCGAAAUAAACACCAAGUUUCUUUGAGUAAGAAGUGCCAAUGCAGCGAAGGCAGAGAGGAAUCAAUACUGGAUUGCUUUUGCUGUUUUAUGAAAUUUCUCGAGUUGGAUUUGAGAACAUUCCUCCUGUUACACUUGGGAUACUUGCACUGAAUAUUAUUCUCUUUUUGAAUCCGCUGGGGCCACUCUCUGAAGUGUGUAUCAGUGUAAAUGAAAGCUUCUACAGAAAGAAUUGGCAGCGUUUACUGCUUUCUCCUAUCCACCAUGCAGAUGACUGGCAUUUAUAUUUUAACAUGGUUUCCAUGCUUUGGAAGGGGAUAAUGUUGGAAAGAAAGCUUGGAAGCAUUUGGCUUGCAUAUAUAAUUGCAGUAUUCUCGGUGCUCAUUGGAGUUGUUUAUAUGGUACUGGAAUACACACUCGCAGAAAUCUUGGAUGACCCUACAUAUAAAAUGAGUUGUGCUGUAGGUUUUUCAGGUGUCCUGUUUGCUUUGAAAGUUCUUAACAACCAUUACAAUCCAGGAAGAUUCAGCAGUGUCCUUGGAAUGCAGAUAUCCAGUAAAUAUGUUUGUUGGGUGGAGUUGGUGGCAAUUCAUUUAAUUUCCCCAGGGGCUUCUUUUGCUGGGCAUUUGGCGGGGAUUCUAGUUGGAAUGAUGUACACUGUGGGACCUCUGGAAAAGAUCAUGAAAGCCUGUGCAGGUGGCUUUUCUUCAUUCACUAAUCCUGCCCGGCAAAGGGACUACUACUCACAGCAUUAUAGUCAUCCAGGUUAUCAGUACAGCACACCAAGGAACUAUGAUGCUUAUACAGGUGGACUUACUGAAGAGGAACAGCUUGAAAGGGCAGUGCUAAACAGUCUUAAUGAAAGAGAUUUUGGUGGAGCAACACAUAAUAAUGUGCGGCGACCCUAUGGUUUUUGGCUUCCACCUGAGCAGCUUUCAGAAGAGGAAAUGAGAAGGCAAAGGCUUCGUAGGUUUGAAAGACGUUGAAACUGGCAGGUGUUGAUGUAAAUUGCAAAGUGCUGUUCAGAAUUACCAAAAUAUUUGUAGGUUUAUUCAUUUGUAAUGUUUCUUUCCAGUUUUUAUACUACUGGUUGCAAAGCUGAAAAGUAUGCAUUUGGGGGAGUUCAGGCUCAGCUGGAACUUGCAUCAGACUCUUGAGAUGGGAGGAAUCAAACUGUGAUCUUUAGCCGUUCUCAGUCUUGAUGCACCUUAAAUAUGGAAGAAGACUGAUAGGUGGACUAAUGGUGUUUUACCCACACUCAUUCACUCACUCACUUGUGCGCAAACUCUCUCUCCUCCUUUCUUUUGUGUAGCUACAAGAAUUCCUUGGCUUUUUGACUGCUUACAUUCUCAGUCAACAGGUUUUCUUCAUCUAUCACAGACAAAAAAGCCAUUAUAUUUGUGUUUUUUUCAAAGUUUUAAAAUAUGUAAAUCUUACUUGCAAACUUUUCUCUGUUUAUACAUGAUGACUGACUGCUUUGGGAUUGGCAUGUAAAAUGUCAUUUUAAAAAAUUGCCUUGAUAGCAGCCUAUAGGCUUAAGCUUUCUAUCAGAGUCUUAUAAGCUGUGUUUAAAAAGAAAAAAAAGAAAAAAAGAUGCAGCUAUUGUUAUCCUAAGAAGUUAUUUAAUAUAACCUUGUGUUUUGCAGUGUUCCUUAAAUCCUGUCAUUUUCAUCUAGAGGUUGUGUGUGAUAAAGCUGAGUUGUGACUACUUACAAUUUCCUAAAGCCAGUCUUAAUGUUUAUGAUUUAAAUCCAAAAAUGCUUUCCUUUAUAGAGUUAAAAUAACUUGUUCUUAGGAAUUCCAUUGAAAGGGAGAUGGAUAUGCCAUGUAAAGAAUAUAUUUAUUUAGUAAUUUAUACUUUUUUAAAAGCAUCUAUUUCCCUUUCUUAAAAGGCUAUAUAUCCUGCAGGCAACAGAAAUUGUAUCAUGUACAUGUUGUUCGUGCAGCUUUAGAAAUUUUGCUAUUUCCGUAUAUGUAUUUCAUCUGAGGUCCAGUAGGAGCUGUAAGAGUUAGCAGACUUGUGCAGAUCUUGCCUAAAUACAGGAUACCUUGAAUUCUCUAUUUUCUGGAAAGCAUUUCUUUAGGUACCCAACUCGAGAGUAGCUGAUUGGGAGACCAGAGAGCUCAGUUGUCACUUUGGACUGACCCUCCACUUGCUGCUUGUCAAGCAGUGGCUGUCCUGCUCGUGGCACCAGCACCAGACAGGCUCUCUGCACCCUAUCUCAGUGCAGGAUGCUCUCAGACUGUCUUUCAGUUAAGCUCAUGAGUACAAAACCAAAAUUCAUGAACAUAUCUACCUAUUUAGUAACAUUAACUAACAAACUGUGAAUGCUUUUUGUUCUAGUAUAAUUUCGAAAAGCUGUUCUUGGCUCAAACUUUUUCUUGCAAUGAGAGAAAUUCUCCUGAGAUUGGGGACACUCCUCCUAUAACUAUUUUCAGUCCUGAAGAGGUGUGAUUGCACAAGAAGAAUUUGAUUAUUGUCUUUUGGCACAGAACUGCUGGAAUCUCUUCAGCACUGAUUUAGUUGAGUGUGAGGAUGAACAAUUUAAUGUUUUUUUUUUCAGGGUCAUGUGAUCACUGAUCUGUGCUUUAUAAAGUCUUGAACCUGUACCUCUCUAUGGAGUUAUAUGUAGAAUGUAAAAUCAUAGCGCUAUAUUUUUCAUACAGAAAAAAUCCUGCAAGUAAAUUGUUGAGUAUCUUGUCUAAAUAACGUACAUCUUCUGGUUUUCAUUAAUGUGUGUAAGGGAACCUUUCAUUUGCUGAGAAAUGCAAGGGCUGUUCUCUCUUCUGUGCCAUUACCACUUUCACCAUUUUUUUGUUGAUUUUGUGCCCAGAAGCAGCACAAUAUGAUUAUGCCAGGUAUGUGGCUUUCAAGGUCCUGAGAGCCAAAGGACAGGACUGUAAUAUGACUUUGGUUGUACUUAUUAAAGGAGUGUAAGAACACUGUUAGUAUUAUACACAGUAUUUUCUGGCAGAUUCUAAGGCACUUAGUACUUACAGACUGGUGAUGUUUGUUGUCUUCUCUCUUGGUUGUUUUCCAAUAUAUGCAGUAGCCAUAGAAUAAAACAGAUAAAACUAGAAGAUUCAUAUCUUCUAGUAGGUCAAUUUUUCUAAUUUCUUACAACUUCUGAAAUUAUUUAUAAAAAAACUGCAUAGGCUUUGAAUGUUUUGCUCAAUGUGUAAUAAUUGUGUAAAUGAUGAAGGAAUAGCAUUGGUGCCUCAAACUAAUCUUAGUGCUCUGGUGGAAAGUUUCAAUGUGACUUACUAGGUCUGUUAAACUCCAUUAUCCUAAUUAUUUAAAACCAUUGGAUUAGUCAGUAGUCAGUUGAAAAAACAGAACUUAGUGAAACCAAGAACAUGAUUGCAAUUUUAAAACCACUUGCGUAUUUUUGUAAAGUAAGGUUAGAAAUAUCAAUGGCACAUGAAAUUACACAGGAAGUUCCUCAUGCUUAUAUUAGUAAAAAGAAGAAAGCUUUUUGGUAGGAUAUAUCUUAUAUGGAGGGUCCAUUUUGGUUCCCCUUUUUAUUCUUACUUUGUCAAGAAAGUACUUGCCAUUAAAUAAUCACAAAAAUUGUCAGUAGUAUAGUUGCUUACCUGUUUUCACUUUUUUCUUACAUGAAAUUGAAAUAAAUUUUUUUUUUUACAUUUCAAACUGUCUGGUUUUCAUUAUGGUAAUUAAUAAAGCAUGAGUUUUAAAUUACAAUGCUAACCACGAUAUUAUUAGAAAUGAAGACUUACAACACUGUGGGGGCAGAUAACUUAUGCUGGGCCUAAUUUUGCUCCUUUUGAGUUUAGUGGAAGUUUUGUGAUUGAGUUACUGGGAAGAAGUCCUGAUAUUUAUAGUAUUUUGUUUAUUAAUUAUUAAAGUUUAUUAAUAAAAGUAAUUAAAGUUUAUUAACAGAAUGAAUCUUUAGUAGGCUUUUACCCUGUGCUUUCCAUGUAGAAUAUGGAUGCUUCCUUUAAAACCUCCCCACCAGUUCAGGUUUCAGAGCCCUGAUGAUGGUAGAUGUAAGUCACAGAUGAAUUUCUAACGUAUGCUCUGUUCCACUUUAUCUGUUCAGGGACAAAAAUUCAGGGCAGUUUACAUAAAUUGAUAGUCCACACUGAAUAGUCUCUGGCCCUGUUUAGUGGCUGACUUACUCUACAUAAAAUAAGGAUUCUUCAAGGAAAAGAAAAGAAAGGUCCUGUAUAGUUCUGUAUAAUGUAUUUCACAUCUGAAAUUUGAUUCCUUUUUCUCAGGAGCUGGGAUAUCUUGGGAACAUUUAGUACUCCCUCUGAACUUUGUCAUCAGGUACCAUGUAAGAAAUUCCACGUUCCUAAUUAACCCUAAUCAGCAAACUUGUUAACAGCCCAAUCCUUGAGGUUUGAGGGUUGAGUGACCUAACAUUUUACUGCUAAUAUAUAUGGGUUUCUUCCAAUCCAGAAUUAAGAUGUGGUGAAGGAGCAGAGUGCUUAAUUUUUAAAAUUCUUUCCUCUCUUCUUGUUUGUCUUUAAGUACAGGCAAAUUAUAUAAUCAUAUGUAUGUAUUUUUUUUCCUGGCGGUGCUUUCUCUCCUCAGGGGAAAAAUAUCCUAAAAAAAUACUGAGAAAAUGGUGCUCAUACAUGUUCCAGAUUGUGCCAGAUGAGUGCACGUGGAAAUAAUGUUCUCAGUACGGGCUGUAAACAAGAUCAGAAUCUGACCUGCCAUCCAUAAACCUUGAUUGAUAUCUUGGUGCCAGGGAGAAGUGUUUAGAGGAAAAGCAUGUUGAUUCUCAUGUACCAGCUUCCUCUUGAGAGAAGUCAUUCUGCCUGAGACUCUGUUUUCCAUGGCUACCUUUCAAACAGGGUUUGCUCAUUGAUGAAAAUCAGAAAAAGAAAAUUUCAUUGUCUUUUUAAAGUUUGAUUAGUGCCACCUUGCUUAUUUUUCACAUGUACCUUCAAAUUGGUCCAAGAGUUCUAGUGGUAUAAAGGGUGUAAUAGGAGAUGGUGAAGAGACUGGUCAUUUUAGAAAACUUUUGCAUUUGGUUUUUAUUACCUUUUCUUUGUAGCUGAAAGUGCGAACUUUAAGCUCUGAUUAGGUGUGAUUUCUCAUACCAUGUAUGCAGGUAAGGAAAAAGAGCCUAAAUACUGGCUUGUUAAAGUAGUGAUACAUACAAAAGUCCCUGGGUUGAUGAUAUAUCUGUGGAGAAAAGAAAAUUCUUAUUAAAACAGAUACUGCUAGGAGAUGGUUUUGAUUAGGCUUAAUAAAAUGCCAGUUUUGGUAGCUUUUAUGCUAAAAAAGAAGAAAAGUGGAAAUAGUGUGGCCGAUAGAGGCAAAGUCUUUACAUCAGCAGUCUUCAUGGCAGAUGGCUUAGUUUUGUUUUAUAUAAUUAAGGAGCUUGAAUUGGAGAUGAUAGAGCAAAGCUGCAAAAGCACAGUUAGUCCAGUGUAGCUAUCCUGACCAAAUGAAAAUAAAAAGAAUUGCCUCUUCUCUUAUGUAUUAAUUACAUGAUUGGAAAUGCCUGCAGAACAAAAGUAACUUUUUCUUUCAUGUUAUUCAUUGCUCUUUCUACUUAUGAUACCCAUAUACACUGAGUGUAUAUACUGUUAAAUACCAAUAUAUUGACUUUACAAGAAUAAAGAACUGUUGCACCUUUAA